AUGGCGCGAACAAAGCAGACAUCACGAGGGAGACACAGCUUAGGUGGGAAGUCAGCACCCGGUCGAGGCAAAGGCGGAAAAGCACCUAGAAGUAGCGGCGUAGGCUUCAGCCCAGGACGGAAGAAACCACGCUAUAAGCCUGGAACAGUGGCGCUGCGGGAGAUUCGACGAUAUCAGAAGUCGACUGAGUUGUUGAUGGCGAAGCUGCCUUUUGCGCGACUGGUUCGUGAGGUCGGUCUUAACGUGACACCCAUGACAUCGGAAGUGAUGAGGUGGCAGUCGCAAGCCAUUCAAGCGCUGCAGGAGGCGUCAGAAGCGUUUCUGGUGCAUCUGUUCGAAGAUACGAAUCUGUGCGCGAUACAUGCGAAGAGAGUCACGAUUAUGCAGAAGGAUAUCCAGUUGGCCAGACGGAUACGUGGGGCUUGGGGUGGUCUGGGCGAUGGUGUCUGGCGCGUUUAUUGGCAUGGCGGCUACGUCGUCUACGAUGAGCCUGAUGUUGGACGGGUUAUUGUGGAGACUUUGGGCGGUAAGACAUGUAUGUCAACUGAAGAUGCUCGCAUUAGUCGAGCUUGUCUUGGCCAAGACUUGUUCAGUACCAACUUCAUCUCCUCAUUCCUGCUGUGCCGCAAAUACAUACUCGCCGGCCUUGACUUCGACCCACGUCUCCAAGCAAGUACGCAUACACCAAGACAGUGCAAACCCACAAGCGAGUCUGCCACUACGCUACAGCUUCUGGCGCCAGAUCCACGUUCCUCGAUCAUGAAGGCCGUAUCGACAUCACCAACAUUGUCGAUCCUGUUAUCCGAUAUCAUACCUCUCCCAAUCUUCUACCACAUUUUCAAGGACCAUGCAAGAAUCUAUCAUCGUUUUAUUCCAGCCCAACAGACGACGACCCUCAUCGGGCUGGCACUCUACAUCACCGGCGUGCUCGUCACUGCAUUUGUGUGGAUGGAGUAUGCAUGA
This is a messenger RNA of Saxophila tyrrhenica, 963 nucleotides long. It is a transcript of the gene CSE4, whose product is annotated as centromeric DNA-binding histone H3-like protein cse4. Lineage: Eukaryota; Fungi; Ascomycota; Dothideomycetes; Mycosphaerellales; Extremaceae. The record is from RefSeq and is a predicted model, not a curated record. Gene Ontology annotation, molecular function: structural constituent of chromatin; protein heterodimerization activity; DNA binding. Bases 1 to 963 code for a protein of 320 amino acids. Gene Ontology annotation, cellular component: nucleosome. The transcript has 3 exons.